Molecule: messenger RNA, 3579 nt
Organism: Belonocnema kinseyi
Lineage: Eukaryota; Metazoa; Arthropoda; Insecta; Hymenoptera; Cynipidae
Exons: 6
Coding region: 184-3579 (1131 amino acids)
Cellular component (GO): extrinsic component of mitochondrial inner membrane
Source: RefSeq, a predicted model, not a curated record
AUACAGAAAAGAUUAAAAGCACUCAUCGCUUCGGUUAAAAUCAGACAAAGUAAUGUACACGGACAGUGAUUAAUUGGUCGUCUAUUAUCUAAAAAAGUUUCUGAAGAAUAUUGGAUUCCACUACCGUGGAUAUACUACCUACAAAACCUAAUAAUACAAAAGAGGGAGACUUGCUUGAUCAAGAUGGAAAGAUUUUAUCCAAACGAAUGCUGCGUCUGUAAAUCCGCCAACAACAUAAAAAGAUGCGCCCGUUGUCAGAUGAUAUCCUAUUGUGGAAAGGAUCAUCAAAAUGAGCAUUGGAAAUACCACAAGGACAUAUGCAAUGUGAUAUCCACCAUGAUGAAUGAACAAAAAGUCUCUCAUCUUUUCGAAAAAUUACGUGGUUCUGAUUCUUCAACCUGGAUUCAAAGAAGAAAGAAAAUAGCUGAGAAAGUUCAAGCAAAAUUGGGUAGAUCCUUUCGCUCAGAGGAGGUUGGAAUGUUUAAAUUUCCACGAGCCUGUUUCGUUUGCCACGACACCAGACCAGACAAACUGAAAAAAUGCCCUGGCUGUUCAUCAGCGAAUUUUUGCAGCAAGCAUCCCACGAGCCUAAUCCACGAUAGAAUCUGUUCAAUAAUAAAAAAUCGUUUAGAUUUGAUAACGCAAAAGGAGCAGUGGGAUCCAAGGACAUUAAAAUCAGCUAUAGAGGCAAUUGGAGCCGGGACGAUAUUCUCAGAAUCAGGAGACUUACCCACAUCCAUGAGGGAAUUUAUGGAUUUGUAUAUUAAGCCUAAAAUCCCAAUUUCAGAAAACUUGAAAAUCUUUCUAUCGCCUAUCUUCACCUAUUCACUAACGCUCUUCAGCGUUUUACAAAAGCUGAGUGUCCGGUCUUCUGAAAUAGUUCUUCACGUCGACGUUGGCGGCCCCUUUACUACUGCGAUAAUGAAUGGAAAUUGCUGGGAAGUCCUGUUACAUUUUCUCCCCGACACAAAAAUCCUGAAAAUUGUUCAUAUCGAGGGGUCGAUAACCCAUAAAUCUGAGGUUUUUCUUUGUAAGAAAUGUCGAUCCGGAAAGAAAAGAUUGUUUGUAGAGGCAAAUUCGAUUCCCUACGAAAGAUAUUUAACGCAGAGGGAUUAUCAGAAACCAAAUGUAAUUGCAUAUUUGAAUGCCUCACUCCCAGAAAAAGAUAGUUCUACGUGGAAGAUUUGCGAAAUGACAUUCGUGAGAAUGAGCAAAGUCAAUUGCCCAAUGGUUUUCACAGCUCUUAAGGAACGAGGGGCUUUUCUAAUCAGAGAAAUUUUAACAGCUUCCACCACUAAUUUUUUGAUUUUAUAUCACGGAUACAACAACUUUGCCCCUCUAAAUUAUAUCGAGGAACUUGAGGAUGGAAGUAUUUCUCAGUUUUCUCAAUUUAUGAUUAUCUUCAGACAUCAAGAGAUUAAAGAGGCUCAGUUUGCGUCAAAUAAUCCCUCUGAAACUAAAGUCAGCCGUCCUCGCUCAUUUUAUUAUGCAACUGUGUGUCAGGUGUGUCGUUCUCCUAAUCCGAAAGUAACAUGUAACCGUUGCCGGAUGAUUUUUUACUGCGGAAAUAAACAUCGCGAUGAGCAUCAAAUCCAUCACCGGGAUCUUUGCAAGGUGAUUUUGAGCAUGUUGAGUGAAAUGGGGGCUCCCAAUCUUUUCGAUAAAUUGAAAACUGCUGAUCCAGAUUUGUGGCUACGAGCGAGAGUUGAUCUGAUGCGAAAAGCGAAAUUGAAAAUUGGCAGACAGCUUGAAGAAUAUGAGGAGCAGAUGUUUCUUUUCCCGAAAACCUGUAUGGUUUGUCAUGAGAGCGACUUGAGCGUACUCAGGAAUUGCGAAUGUGGGGUAAACCUCUGCAAAAUUCACAAAGGAGAUCCGAAACACCAGAAGCUCUGCAGCGUUCUGACACUAGCUUUCAAACUAAUUACUAGCGAAACAAAACCGGCUUUACACGGACUGUUCUUAAUGCCAGUAGAUAGCGAACGUGUAAAUCUGCCACCUUCAAUGCAAGCCUUUAUAGAUUCGCAUAUAAACUUUCAGAUAAACACAUCGAAUCAAAAAGUCAAGUAUCAGAACAUGGCCACGUCCAACUUUUUAACAGGACCCUUGACUCUGCUUUAUGCUCUUGAAAGAUUAAAUUAUCAAAUUAGCUCUUCCAUGGUGAUUCAUAUAAUUGGAGCCGGUAUUCAGGAUCUCGCGGCUGAGGGUUCCUGGAAAAUUUUCUUAUACUGGUUGACACGUCUGAUCAACUUAAAAAUCGUUUUCAUAGGAACGGAUAUUUCGAAUUGCCUUGAAACUCAACUCGAUACUUCUGAGUCAUUUCCAAUCACAGUUAAAAAUUUAAAAGUGCAGUGUCACGGUCUACGAUAUUAUGAAUAUUUUAAGAGUGAAUCCUUCAUGAAACCGAAUAUCAUUCUGGGUUGCAAUCUCGAUAUUCACGAAAGCGAAUUAGGAAUUUCUGAGUGCACAUGGAAAGAUACAAUUUUGACUUUAAAAAAAGUCGGCGUACCUUUUGUUUUAACGGCAGGGACCAAAGAACGCGCUGAAAAGGAUCACAAAAGGUUUUGCAAACUUUUGGGAAUGUCUGUGCCUUACAAGUUUUGCGAAGUAAACCCCUAUGCCGCAUUAAGUCCUGAGAGGGAUUUUGAAACUGAAGGAGUACGAUAUUCUAACAAACACAUAAUUAUUUAUGAUGGAAAGUACAAAAAAGCGGUAAAAUUGGAGAAAGUAGAAGGGGAUUCUUCGAUUGUGGAAAAUUAUUCUAAAUUGGAAGAGCUUUCAGACUGUCAAAUAAACAGGAUUAAGGCAAAAAGGAAACUGGAAGGAAAUCAUCAAAUGUGGAGACCAUCGGAUAAAAUUCGGAUGACAAAAACCGCCUUAAUUUCGAUAAUUGCGGACAAUUUCCGAAUUGACGAAAACGUCGGACCUGAUGGAUUUCCGAUAUGUUCGGAUAAAAUCCGGGUGGAAAGGGUAAACCUCUACAAAAUUCACAAGGCCGAUCCAAAACAUCAGAAACUAUGCAGCGUUCUGACACUAGCCUUCAAACUAAUUAUCAGCGAAAUAAAACCGGCUUUACACGGAAUGUUCUUAAUGCCAGUAGAGAGCGAACGUGUGAAUCUGCAACCUUCAAUGCAAGACUUCAUAGAUUCGCAUAUAACCUUGCAGAAAAAUACAUUCAAACAAAAAUUAAUGUUUGAGAACAUGGCCACGUCCAACUAUUUAUCGGGACCCUUGACUCUGCUUUAUGCUCUUAAAAGAAUAAAUUAUAAAAUCAGCUCUUCCAUGAGUAAAUUCUUCCUCAAACCGAAUAUCAUUCUGGGCUGCAAUCUCGAUAUCUACCAAAGCGAAUUAGAAAUUUCUUAUUGUACCUGGAAACAUACAAUUUCGUCUGUGAAGAAAGUCGGUGUUCCUUAUAUUUUAACGGCUAAAGACCAAAAUACGUUAAGCAAAAUGAUGGAAAUGUCAGUAGAUUACACGUUUUACGAAGCUAAUCCUUAUGCUGCAUUAAGUCCUGAGAGGGAUUUUAAAACUGAAGGUGUGCGAUAUUCUGCCAAGUACGUCAUUAUUUAUGAUGGAAAGUAA